Molecule: messenger RNA, 3301 nt
Organism: Wasmannia auropunctata (little fire ant)
Lineage: Eukaryota; Metazoa; Arthropoda; Insecta; Hymenoptera; Formicidae
Gene: Sema1a
Product: semaphorin-1A
Exons: 10
Coding region: 779-3109 (776 amino acids)
Biological process (GO): negative regulation of axon extension involved in axon guidance; negative chemotaxis; axon guidance
Molecular function (GO): chemorepellent activity; semaphorin receptor binding
Source: RefSeq, a predicted model, not a curated record
AGCGUCAGUGGGCGCGGACGGUUGAUACGCGCGCGAUUAUAGUUUCUCCGUACGAGAGGCGUACGAGGGUCGCUCGUGUCGCUCGCGAUAACGGGCGCUCGCGCGUGGACGCUUGAACGCGUGAACGCGUGAAGCCGCGAGUGGUGCCGACUCCAGUGGACUUUUACUCCGUUUUUUUUUUCGCGCGUUCCACGACGCCGUGCGCCGGCGCGCGCGUGCCGAACGCGCGCCGCUCCGGUCCCUCGAAACGUGAAUGUGCCGCUUGGCCGCUGCGGGGCGGCCGACCGUCCUCGGUAAGACAUGCGUGCGGCGGGCCGCCGGUGGACGACCGUGGAUGCAACGACCGCAACGACGGGGAACGACGUGGUCGCGUCGCACGUGACUGCCGCCGCGGCAUCCGCGCAGUGAGUGAUCGCAACGAGAGAAAGUAACGCGCGCGCGCGCGCGCGCGCUCUUCCCCGCGUACCCGAGAUAGCGCGCACUGCGGCGCCGCGGGCGUUGUCGUCGUCGUCGUUGCCGAGCGUGGAGCGUGCUCCAUCGCGCGCGCGGAGCGCAGUGUGACCGGUGAUAUACACGUACGUAUACAAUACGUACGGUGCGCGAUUCCUGCCGGAUUCCGUUUCGUUUCGUUUCGUUUCAUUCCGUUCCGUUCCGUUCCGUUCCGUUCCGUUCUCGCGUGUGCCCUUUGCGGUGAUUUUCGGUGCCCGCGGAGGAGACUGCGAACCCUGGCACGUCAUCGUCCCAUUGUACGCCGCUGCGACACCAUCGCGUGGAGAAGAUGAGGCGCGCCAGCCUCAUCCGCGUCGCCCCCAGGAUGCAACCGGGAUUGCUGGUCUGCUGGUGCGUCAUCGCGACGAUCACUCUCGCCCUGGCUGCCUGGCAGGAGAACGUCAGGCCGAAGAUGUACGUCCAGCUAGGUGCGGAGGAUGUGUUCAGGUUUACGGGAAACGAGACGCACACAGACUACUUUCGGCUGGUGCUCAGGGACGGGAACUAUCUUCUGGUCGGCGGAAGAAAUCUCGUGCAUAAUCUCAGUCUGACCGACCUGACGGAGCAGCAGAGGCUGACCUGGUACUCGACGGAGAACGACGUGAAGAUGUGCGUCGUCAAGGGCACGCCCGAGGAGAACUGCCAGAACUACAUUCGCAUCCUCGUGAAGACCGGGUCGAAUAACCUCUUCGUGUGCGCCACCAACGCCUUCAAGCCUAUGUGCCGUGAUUAUACGGUGCACGCGGGCAACUAUACGAUCGUGAAGGAGAAGGGCGGCCAGGCUAGGUGCCCGUACGACCCGCAGCACAACAGCACCUUCGUCUACGUGGAUGGUGAACUCUACACCGGCACGGUCGCCGAUUUCGCGGGCAUGGACCCGAUAAUCUAUAGGGAGCCGCUGCAGACCGAGCAGUACGACUCGAUGAGUCUGAACGCACCGAACUUCGUGAGCUCCAUGUCCCAAGGAGACUUCGUCUACUUCUUCUUCAGAGAGACCGCUGUAGAAUAUAUCAAUUGCGGCAAGGCCGUCUACUCUCGCGUGGCGCGAGUCUGUAAAUACGACCGGGGCGGACCGCAUCGUUUCCGUAACAGGUGGACGUCCUUCUUGAAGUCGCGUCUCAAUUGCUCCGUCACCGGAGACUUUCCAUUCUACUUUAACGAGAUACAGUCAACGACCGAGCUGAUAUCGGGCCAGUACGGCGGCACGUCGGCCCAGCUCAUUUACGGCACCUUCACGACGCCGGUGAACAGCAUAAGCGGCUCGGCGGUGUGCGCGUUCUCGCUGCAGGACAUCGCCGACACCUUCGCUGGCAAUUUCAAGGAGCAGAGCGCCAUGAACUCCAACUGGCUGCCGGUGCAGGACACGAAGGUGCCGGAUCCGCGGCCCGGCCAGUGCACCAACGACUCGCGCACACUGCCGGAUCUGACGCUCAACUUCAUCAACACGCACUCGCUGAUGGACGAGUCGGUGCCGAGCUUUUUCGGCCAGCCGAUCGUUAUACGCACUAGUUUCCAUUACAGAUUCACUCAGAUCGCCGUGGAUCCUCAAGUGAAGACUCCGGGCGGCAAGACCUAUGACGUCCUCUUCAUCGGCACGGACAACGGCAAGGUGAUCAAGGCGGUGAACGCCGAGUCCGCCGAUUCUCACCAGAAAGUCAGUCCGGUCGUGAUCGAGGAGAUACAGGCGUUCCCGCCGACAGUACCGGUUCGCGGCAUCAAGGUCGUCCGAGCCUCGCAGGCGGGCGACGGCCUCGAGGACGGCCGAUUGGUCGUCAUCGCCGACAGUCAGGUGCAGGCGCUGAGACUCCAUCGCUGCUACAGCGACAGGAUACUGUCGUGCAGCGAGUGCGUGGCCCUGCAAGAUCCGUACUGCGCCUGGGACAAGGUGGAGAACAAGUGCAGAGCGUUGGUCGGCCCGGCGGCGACGGACGCCAGCAGGUUCCUGCAGAGCGUCGCGACCGGUCUACACGCGUCUUGCCCGGCGAGCAAGAGCCUUAACAAGGAUGCCGGCAGCGUCGGCGCUAUUUCCGCCAAUCAGAACAAGUUCCCGCAGGACUCCAUACCGAAUAAGGACAGCCCCGGCGGCGAAAUCAUUAACAUCAUGCAGGACGAGGAACAGGACAGCUCAGGUCCGGAAGUAUCCGCAGCUGACACGCCUCCUCCACAAUACUCGGUGGAGACUCUCGUGAUGGCCGUGGUAGCGGGUGCGCUGGCCGCGUUGUUCGUCGGCUUCGUAGCCGGUUAUUUAUGCGGCAGAAAAUGCAGGAAAGACGAGGACGACAAUCUACCAUAUCCGGACACGGAGUACGAGUACUUUGAGCAACGCCAAAAUGUGAACAGCAGGCUGGCGCCUGAGCCGAAGCUGCUACCGCAGGAGGAGGUGACCUACGCGGAGCCCGUGCUGGUUCCGCAACCUCCGAAACUCCAGUCCCCGAAAGGUACCAUGAGGAAACCACCGCCAACCCCCACGGAGACCCUCUUUCAAUUCCCGGACGGCUACGGUUUCCGCGGGGGUCCCCGCGGCGACAAUUUUGGCACCCUUCGCUCCCACCAGGGCGACGCGUAUCGUCGCAACGACGGCUUUGCGACCACGCGCAGCGUCAAGAAGGUUUAUCUCUGAGAAACGAGCGAGGAGGGGGGUGGCCGUCACCGGAGCCUAGGACGGCCAGCGCGCAAUCGCCACAACGCGACGACGGCCAGCAGGAGUAGUCGCGCUGUGACGUCCGGGGGACAGUCAAAUCGUACUGUUGCUUCCUACGGCGACGGCGGUAACGGCAAUAUAACAUGAGGCCUACGACAAGCACCAUAUACC